Molecule: messenger RNA, 397 nt
Organism: Centruroides sculpturatus (bark scorpion)
Lineage: Eukaryota; Metazoa; Arthropoda; Arachnida; Scorpiones; Buthidae
Exons: 3
Coding region: 11-343 (110 amino acids)
Source: RefSeq, a predicted model, not a curated record
AGAAAUCAAUAUGUAUAUUCAAAUUAUGGACGAAGAUCCAAGAGCUGCUUCGUGUUUCGUGAAUCAAGUCUUUGAUUUCGAUGAAAAUGAUUCAAUGAUAAUUGACGAAAUAAAUACAAGCGAACGAAAAGAAAUUCUUAUAGCACCUAAUACAGAUUUGGAUUCAAAUGACUAUAUCUACAUUAAAGCUGUGGAAGAUAGUUUUGAUUUCAUUUAUCGUAUUCCAAGAAUCAACAAGACAACAAUAUGCAGAAUAAAUCAAAUGAAAAACAAUUCUGAGAAUAUUGCCUACUACCUUCACCUAGAAAAAAUGAAGGAAAAAGAUUUGUAUAGAUUCAUAUAGGAAUAAAUAACACUUUAAAAGUUAAUAAUUAUACUUUAAUGAAAGUAUUUCUGU